Formica exsecta is the source of this 2192-nucleotide messenger RNA. RefSeq names its product PE-PGRS family protein PE_PGRS61-like (gene apd-3). The record is from RefSeq and is a predicted model, not a curated record. NCBI's taxonomy places the organism in Eukaryota, Metazoa, Arthropoda, Insecta, Hymenoptera, Formicidae. The coding region runs from base 41 to 901 and encodes 286 amino acids. The transcript is spliced from 4 exons.
AGUCAUUCACCGGACUACCAGCCCAAUACACACACCAAACAUGAAGGCCUUUAUUGUGUUCGCCUGCUUAGCGGUAGCGACGGCCCGUGCCGGACUCGCCCAUGGCGGUUACGGUGGCUACGGUGGCUACGGUGGCGCUGGUCUGGCCAUCACCGGACGUGGUGGACAUGGUGGUGCCGGUCUGACCGGUGGACUCGCCGCUGGUGCUGGAACCGCCGCCUCUCUCCAGGGUGGUGCCUCCAGCUUGGGAUCUGGUGGUCUUGGUGCCAGCUAUGCUGCUGGUGCGGCAGCGGCGGCUGGUGCUGCUGGAAUUCAACAAAUUGUCUCUGGUGGAGUCAUCGGCGGUAGGUCCGACAUUGGACCCGCUGAGGGACCCAAGGCCAACGUUGGACCCCAGACCGGACCAUCUGAUCUCGUAGGACCUCAGGAGGGCGCCAAGUCCGUUGGUGGACCUCGCACUGGACCGGCCAGUCUUGUAGGACCUGCUGCUGGCCCAUCCACCCUCGUUGGACCGUCUCAGGGAACCGCCACCCUCGUUGGACCGUCCCAGGCUACUGCUAACCUCGUUGGACCUAGCUAUGGUGGUGUUGCUUUCUACGCCGGAUCUGGUGGCAUCAACGGUGAUGAUGGAAGCUCUGGAGCUGCUGCUAACGCCGCGCCCGGUGGUGGUGCUGGCAUUGCUCUCGGAGGUGGUGGUGGUUUCGCCGGCGGUUUCGGCGGAGCUGGACUCGCUGGCCCUGGUGCCAUUGCUGUCAUCGGCGGUGGUGCUGGCGGUUAUGGUGGCGCUCUCGGUGGUGGUGAUGCCGGAGUCGCUGUGAUCAACGGACCAUCUGGCGCCAUCCACGCCGGACUCGGCGCUCAUGGAGCCGUCAUCCCGGCGCCCAUCGGCAAGUGGGCGUAGACGUUUUAAGACCCCAGCGAUCUCGGCUCGGCGACGGCGGCAAACUUACCACAGUCACUUACCGGUCUCGAACGAUCCUCAAACGCGCUCAACGUCUUCUUCCCAAAGCUUCGUCCAGUCUGGGAACAUGGUCGGAGCGCAUCUGACGCCAGUGAUAUGAUCGAUAGAUCACUCGGAAUCACACACAUAAAACGCGGAACGGUCGACGAAGCGUAAUUCGAAAGACGGACGCGCCGUGUCGGAUCGAAUUCUCCCGGGGAUGACAACAAACGAGAUUCGGCUACUCGUGAUUCGCGGUUUCGCGUUUUGUUUCUCCCUCUCGCUCUCGACCCGUUACAAACUCGGGUAAAAUUUAGUCAAUUACCGUUCAUCUUACGAGACCAACGAUAAAGGCAAGAAACGACUCGUGCCGCGUUCACCGAUCUCUGCUCACCUGAAGAUCUCGUCGCCUCUCGACGAGCUUUCGCCCACGAAUAGGCAGAACAUCGCCGUCUCUCGGACAUCGACAUUUACCAUUCAUUCACGCGCAUAUUCCGAGUUGCAACCGCGUGCAAUAAAGCCAACCGUGCACACACGUGUCACGCUGCACCGCCAUGGGCCUGGCAAAUGGACAAGCUUUGGUACUUCGUCGUCGGAUCAACCGGAUCUGUUCUGUUUUCUGAACACUUACCGUUGUUCCGACACUAAGCUCUUCUUCUCUUGCGUCUUCCACCAUCCGUAAGGCCGCUGCUCUUCACGUACAUAUUUACUACUUCUCUUUUUUUUUCUUGGGUCGGUCGCGCUUCUGAGCGCACCUUCCCGCAUGUUGUUAUACUUACUGCCGCACUUUCCCCAAGCAUACAUAUUAUUAUUACAUACUCGUCCAUGCACAUAUAUGUUUUUCUUAUAUAUAUAUGUAUACAUACUAUUAUCUAUUAUUUUCGCACAUAUAUAUAUAUGAACACAUUACCACAUGCGCGCUCACAUACAUACACACACAUACACCAUAUUACUAUAUAUGUGUAUUCGUAUAUAUUUACACACAAUUACACAUAUAUUAUAUAAUCGUGUUAUAUGUUAGUGAAAAGGAGAGACCGGUAGAUUAUGGUAGGUCAGCCUUUUUUGUGAGUGAAUGAAUGUAAAUAGAUGGCUCGCCGCCGCCGGCCUCCGACCCCGCCCGCCCUCGUCAUACCCUUUCUUUGCGAUCACGACUAGCACCCCACCACCACCAUAGAUAGAUACCACAUAUUUAUAGCGUUUAUACAUUUAUACAAUACUUUAUAUAAAAUAAAGCAUCAGUAUUUAAAACUCA